Messenger RNA from Nannospalax galili (Upper Galilee mountains blind mole rat), 2347 nucleotides. It is a transcript of the gene Cd300lg, whose product is annotated as CD300 molecule like family member g. NCBI's taxonomy places the organism in Eukaryota, Metazoa, Chordata, Mammalia, Rodentia, Spalacidae. Gene Ontology annotation, cellular component: plasma membrane. Gene Ontology annotation, molecular function: transmembrane signaling receptor activity. The coding region runs from base 75 to 1052 and encodes 325 amino acids. The transcript is spliced from 8 exons. The record is from RefSeq and is a predicted model, not a curated record.
GAAGCUGAAGUCCUGCGUGGUCCAGAGGAGCUCGCAGUUGCCGGCAUCUCCUCCCGCGGUGUCCAGCACCCACCAUGCGGCUUCUGAUCCUGCUGUGGGGCUACCUGGUGCUUCCAGGUCAUAAAGCUCUGAAAGGCCCAAAGGAGAUCAGCGGAUUUGAAGGUGACACUGUGACCCUACAGUGCACCUACGAGAAGACGCUGAAAGAACAUCGGAAGUACUGGUGCCAGCAGGGUGGGAUCCUAGUGUCCCGCUGCUCUGGCAUCAUCUACACAAGAGAAGACCAGGAGGUGACCGAGGGCAGGGUGUCCAUCCGUGACAGCCCCCAGGAUCUCUUGGUGACUGUGACCAUGAGAGGCCUCACUCUGAAGGAUGCUGGAAAGUACUGGUGCGGGGUCGACAGAGUGGGCUUCGAUGAAGCUUUUGAGGUCUCGCUCAUUGUCUUUCCAGGAAAAGGGGACAGUCCCAGCACCACUGGUGCCUCCCCCUUCCCUUCCUUCCAGUUUCUUAUUGCUACAACGUACCUGCAGCCCAGUGCAAAAGCCUGGCAAACUCAGCCCCCAGAAUUGAGGAGCUCCCGCCCAAUCAUCUGGCUGCCCCCCAUCUCGCCAAAGGGCUCCAGUGACGUCACCGGCAGCAGUGUCUCCAACCCCAGUGUGUCCAUCCCGAUGGUCCGGAUGCUGGCCCCUGUCCUGGUCCUCUUGUCACUUCUGCUGGCUGCAGGUCUGAUUGCCUUCAGCAGUCACAUGCUCCGGUGGAGAAACAAAGCUUGGCUGGCCACAGAGACACAGAGGAACGAGAAGAUCUACCUCCCAACCUCGAAACUGGGGAAUGGCUGGGUCUCUGAAGAUGCCAGGAUCAACCUUGUAGCAUCCCCCGGACCUCUUGGAAGCCCCAAGCUCUCUGCUGGACCCUUUGCUGAGAUCCAGUACCGCAGCCAGACUACAGAGGAAGAAGCAGCUCCUUCCCAGGAUUCCGAGGACGACAUGGUGGCCACACCUCCUCUGAUGUCUUCAGAGGAACUGGGCUUCUCCGAGUUCAUCUCUGUGUAAUGGCAGAACGUCCCGUGUCUGGGUACCAUGAAGCAGAACAUUAGGUCUCAGAAGCUUCUGCUGCCGGCUUGGAGUCCUUCUGCUCAUUCGCCAGGGCUCUGUCUACCCUCCUCAUCUCCCUUCCUGCAUGUCCCGGAAUGGCCAAGAAGUGUCUGUGGGCCCUGGAGCCCCGGGUAGGGAUUCAGUUCCAGAUAGAAGCUGGGACCUCCCCAGCAUGUUCCAAUCCUGAGGUAGAGUGCACAGCCGUGGACCUUUGCCAGGGCCAGGUAGGGCUCAGCAAAUGUGAACUGAGUUUGUGUGGGCUCCAGGAAAUCCUGGGUGCAACAGCUUUGCCUCUCUCGCCCUGCAGACCCCACCUUCUCCUCCCUCCAAUUCUGCACUGGGUGCUGGCGAGGAGGCCACAGGUGCGUCUGUGAACCACCUGCAUCCCAACCCUUCAGGAAACUAACUAAAAUGGGAGUCCUGAGUCUCCUUAGAACCCACACAAAACAUCUCUGGCCAGGGCCCAGGACUCGGCAGUGCUACCAAGUGGUCCAGGGAUUCCUAUACUUGGGCUCGGUGAACCUUCAGCCUCUUCCCAGCCUAAAGAAUCGACCUUCUUUCCGGUGGGGUCUCCCACAUGCUCCCUAGAGAAGCCACUCUGUCCAGGACACUACGAUCCCAGAAGGAGCUUCCUGGGACCUUUCUGGUCAGGCACACAUUGGGGCUAGCAGGGAAUGGCUUGUCUUUCUACCUCCCCCCCCACACACACACCCUCCCAUCCCAACCCUGCAUUCCCAGCUUUAGAAAAGUGCUGGAGAAAAGCUCAGUUUCUUCCCUGUCCUGAAGGAGUUCCUACUCCACAGGUUUUGGAAUCUGGGGUAGAGGGGUCGUGGUAGGAAACCAGAGUGCAAGUGGGAGGGAGGGGAGAGGAAAAACUUGAAGAUGAUCCUGAGUUCAGACCUCCUGGGAGAGAAAAAGACAGACUAGCUGAACUACUUUAUUUUCCUUUUCUACUUUGUUUUGAAAAAUGAAAGGGGUGGAGGGGGGCUCAGUUUAUGAAACUUAGACUAGGAGGAAACAAAGAAGGGGAAAGGUCAUGUAUAAUCUUACUAUGCCCUGCAGACAACCCUGAUUGCUUUUUGCUGGAUUUCCCUUAUCUUUUUCCUCUUUUAUUAAUGCUUGUUUUGCAGAGGGAUUAUCCUGGGUGUGAACUCUGCACACCGCUCUUCCCACUUCAGUAUCACAUCAUAAGAUUGUUCUGUGUUUUACAAGCCUUUUACAAUAAAUCGUUUAUCAGCUGCAUAAUAUUUCAG